Messenger RNA from Trichosporon asahii var. asahii CBS 2479, 1686 nucleotides. RefSeq names its product cytoplasm protein. Bases 1 to 1686 code for a protein of 561 amino acids. Lineage: Eukaryota; Fungi; Basidiomycota; Tremellomycetes; Trichosporonales; Trichosporonaceae. Gene Ontology annotation, cellular component: cytoplasm. Gene Ontology annotation, biological process: N-acetylglucosamine metabolic process. The record is from RefSeq and is a predicted model, not a curated record. The transcript is spliced from 2 exons.
AUGCCCGCCCGCUUCACGCGCGAGAACGAGGUUGUCUACUGCGGCGACACACGCUACCCCGGUCCGGCUUACUACCCCGCCCCGCCCGAGAUCACGGGCACGCCAUCGCAGGCCGAGCUCGAUGCGCACCCGAGGUUGUUCACGUGGGGCGAGCUGAAGGAAAUCAUCCCAGACACCUCGACCCUCGGCCGCCUCUCGCGCAACAAGGAGCUGCAGGCGCGGUACGAGUCCUGGAUGCGGGGCCAGAAGGAGCGCUGGGGCGGCACAGAGAAGUACCUGAUGCACGCGCGUCUCCCGUGGGCGGACGAGUUCAAGGCUGCGUCGGCCUCCGAGGCCGGUGGUGAUGACAAGGCAACUCCCUCCGCCUCUGGCCUGAUCACGCCAGCAAGCGAACCGACCUAUGACCAGCACACGGCCCUGUCACACCCCGAAAUCGACCUGACGCCAUCGACGAAUCCAGACUCGAAGCCGCAGCCAAGUUCGAAACCGAAACCGUCCCGUCUCUCGCUCGGUCGCUCUGGAGCGGCAGUGGCGGCGCAGCACGCGCUCAGUCCCAAGCACGCGCGCUUCCCCAGCGGCUCCGGCGGCACGCCGGGAUACUCCCACCAGGCCACGGCGAGCGAGACGGCCACGCCUGGCUCUGGUGCGAGCACGCCGAGUUCGGUAGCGUACGUCCCAAUCGACGAGGCGCUGGAACGCGUCUCGCGCCGCCUGAGGCGGAAGGCGGGCUCGAAGGCGGGGUCGGUGCGCUCAUAUGCGUCCGACGACGAGUCGGCGCGCACCUCGCCAAUGCACUCGACGCGGGUAUCUGCCGAACUCACGCGGCCGAGCGUCUCGCCUCCCCGUCAAGCGGGUCAUUCUCCCGAACGCACCGACGGGGCUGACGGUGUCGAUGGAGUGAGGGAGGAGGACGCUGGCCCCGACGGCAACUACGGCCUGAAGGACGACGAGCUCGAACACGACGUGUACCUGACCUACGACCCCCGCCGCGGCCUCGACCACAGCAAGUACGCAGUCCUGCCAAACGACUGGCCGUACUGCGUGCCCUAUGGCGUGCGCCACUUCUGUGUCUGGUCGCGUGUACCCAUCGCCCACCCCGAGCUGGUGGGGUAUGACCGUGCAGCCUGGCAGCAUAUCGAGACAGAGGGGUUGGCGGGGUUCACGGGCGUGAUCCCCAGUUUCACGGACCGGAGCGAUGGCGCCCCUCCGGGGACACCGACGAAUGACGGCCCCGGACGGUCGGGGCCGGCCGACCCGCACAGCGAGGGGGGAUGGUACGCCGUCGACCUCGCUUACGGGGGACGGGAAAUGAAGCGCUGGGCAGGCGUGCAGUUCGAAACCCCCGGAGGGCAGAAGGUCGGCGAGAUGGUCAGAGGACUGUGGGACGAGCGGGGGUGGGAGACGAUCUGGUUCGUGAACCCUGCGCGGCUGCAGAGUGUGCCGGGGCUGGCGCACUUCCACGUCUUUGCACGCAGGAAGACGCCGGAGGAGAUCGAGGUCAGCGAGCGCGUGUUCGCUGGUCCCGGGGAGAUUACGCGGGACAUGGUCAACCUCACUGUGGAUGGGCAGGAUGUGAAUGGUGACGAGAAGGCCGAGAACAGGCGCAUGAGGAGCUUUGCCGAGCCGGCACCCUCGCCCGCGCUCGACGACACCGAGGCCGCCAAGCCGCUGACUGUGACUGCUUAG